Ostertagia ostertagi is the source of this 426-nucleotide messenger RNA. NCBI's taxonomy places the organism in Eukaryota, Metazoa, Nematoda, Chromadorea, Rhabditida, Trichostrongylidae. The record is from the annotation of a GenBank genome assembly.
UCUGUCGCCUGUUGGGCCCACAGAAAUAGAAUACGUUUAGGGAUUGAGCUGUACCUGGCUUGCACUGUGGAUGAUCGUGACACUUGGCUGUCUACUAUGCGAACGAUAGCACUUGAAGGCAGAUGUUUCGUUAUCUCGUCUGCUCAAUUCAUGACAUCAUCGGCUUACCCAGAGGGUCAUCCGAUGCGUGUAAAACACGGCAACGAUAAGGUUCUGAUUCGAGGCGGUUCUUGUGCAGUUGAUCCUCUAGGAACGAUUCUUGUUGAGCCCGACUUCACCAAAGAACUCAUCCACUAUGUGAACGCAGAUCUUUCUCGAAUUGCUUGCGGUAAGAUGGAUUUGGAUACUGUGGGCCAUUACAGCCGCCCGGAGGUGUUCCAGCUAAUCGUCAAUGAAAAGCCAUGCGAUGCUGUGGUGCGACAGUAA